Molecule: messenger RNA, 1605 nt
Organism: Diaporthe batatas
Lineage: Eukaryota; Fungi; Ascomycota; Sordariomycetes; Diaporthales; Diaporthaceae
Exons: 2
Coding region: 88-1605 (505 amino acids)
Biological process (GO): positive regulation of transcription from RNA polymerase II promoter by galactose; DNA-templated transcription
Cellular component (GO): nucleus
Molecular function (GO): RNA polymerase II cis-regulatory region sequence-specific DNA binding; DNA-binding transcription factor activity, RNA polymerase II-specific; zinc ion binding
Source: RefSeq, a predicted model, not a curated record
CGUGCAGCAUCGAGAUGCCAAGACCCAGAGCAGGCAGGCCUCGCAAGGAGCAGAGGGAAUUCGGAAUCUGCGAGUGAGAACUCAGUGAUGCGGCAAGAGCACCACGCAAACAGUGAGAUCACCGUCCUCUGGGCCGGCGUCUAUUCAAACACUGCUCGCUCUCCUCAGAAGACAUGGUAUGGGCCAUCCUCUCUGAUCUACUUCAUCAGCCGUAUGGACCAUUUCCUCAAUGUCUUGUUUCGACAGCCGGGCUCGGAGGGAAGCAUGCAACUCAAAUCCGCCAGCAAGGUCCUUGAUGGCAUUCACGAUGGCCCCAAGCCCAUGGGGAACCAAGAUGGCCGCGAGUCUGACGCGUUGCGCGAACCAAACGAGCCGAGCCGCCACGGAUUCGAAUCCGUGAAGGAUACCCAAAGCGCAGACUCACACAACGCCGUCACUUGUACUGAGAACCUUACGCCUACACAGGAGGAAUAUUUUCUCAACCUUUACUGGCAGUCUUACCACACCUCCAUGCCCAUCCUGGACGAAACAGAGUUCUGUGCCCACUACAAAUCGCUACGGAUGCCUGCUAGGAAACAUCGGAAACCGUCGGCUCUGGUAGACAUUGUCGUUGCCCUCUGCAUGCAAUACGGCACUGCGAUUCAGCCUGCGCAAUGCGGAGAGGCGCAGGCUGCUUCCCGAGACAUGGAGACGGAACUCGGAAGCGAUGACUCUACCAUUGCCGGCAGAUGGCACUACCGACGAAGCCAGGCACUCAUGGCCUCCGAGCUGGAGAGCCCGAGCCUCAGCACCCUGCAGUGCCAUAUCCUGACGGUCAUCUACCUGUGUUGCGCAUCCUUCCAAAACAUGGCCGACAGUACCCUCGCCGUAGCCACUCGGACAGCGACCAUGCUGGGCCUCCACCACGAGCCUGGCGCCGACCUUCCCCAGAAUGAGCGGGAGCAGCGAAAGCGGGUCUGGUGGUGCCUGUGUGUCCUCGAGAGCAAGACGAGCAUGAAGCUCGGCCGGCCUUUCCUCUUGGACCUUGACCGCGCGACAUGCGGCCUGCCCAAGGAUAGCCAAGACGUGGGCGGGUCCUCGUUCGCCUCCCCGGGAGACAGCGCAACCUGGCUCACGUUCAACCUCCUCAACAUCAAGCUCGUCCUGGCUGCACGAUCAGUAUAUACUCCUUUUUACCGGAAUCAAGUUUCCUAUGCCACCAGGGGCGCCGACACUCCUGCGGCGACCUUGACAGGCGAGGCAGUGAACAUCACCGUUUUCGACGAACCUCAGGUGCUCGAGAUACAUGCCCAACUCUUUGAAACUCAUAUGAGGGCUUUAAAGAAUUGGGUGUAUGAAGUUCCCUCUGCGUUGAAGACUAAGCGCAAGAAUGGCGGUGAAGCUCUUUCCACAGACUUGUCACCAUUGGACAUCGAGGUGUUCGCACCAACGUGGCUGAAGAGGCAGAGACUCCUGCUGGAGCUCCUAUACCACAACUUUGCCACCAUCUCCGCCGAGUCUGCAUACGCCACUAUCGACAUCUCAGCCCUCCAGUGCUUCUGUCCUCAGCGCAAAGCACGGUCAUGCCACAGUCCAUCCAACUGUGUCCGACGCCCAUUCAGAUAG